AACUAAAGUCGGUGAGGAGUCCAUUUCCCUUGCCUGAAAAGCGAUUUUUUCCGUCGGAGAUACGGAAGCUCUGCCGAAGGAUUGCGCUUUUACGUUAAUGGAGUCCUGACGUCAUGCAGCAAAAUCGGCGUGUUUUGGCCGCGUCCUCUCUCUAACCCCCAAACGGAGAACCCCGUUUCCGACCUCCGAACAUCAGUUUUCCCCGAGGUAGAAGUGUAGGUUGAUUUGACUAAGCUUCGACUCAAUUUGAGUGGAGAAAAUGAGAAAUUACAAGUGAUUUGUGCUGGUGAUUUACGCUUCUCCAUGAGGAUUCAGCCUAUAGAUUGUGUCUCGCCUGAUGAGCCGAUUAAGCAUGUGGCCAAGUCCCGGUUCAAGCGGCUUUUUGAGAGGCAGUUUCCAGGCCUUCUGAGGAAUUUGUCUACAGAGAAGCCUUCUGAGGAGCCGAAUUGCAGCAAAGAUGUUUCUGAUGAUUGUGAACCUAGCUCUGUUUGCUUGGCUAAGAUGGUCCAGAGUUUCAUUGAGGAGGGUGAGGAGAAGCAUCGAUGCAGCCGGAAUCUAUGCUAUGGCUUCAACAGGUGCUGUACAGACUCUGAGGAAGAAACCUCUGACUCCUGCAAUUGCUUCGGCGAAAGCAGCAAUAACUCCUCUGGAGAUGCAUGUGAAAUUCUGAAGUGCUGUAUUUGUUAUAAAUAUAGGGCAGUGUUUAUG
This is a messenger RNA of Cuscuta campestris, 708 nucleotides long. NCBI's taxonomy places the organism in Eukaryota, Viridiplantae, Streptophyta, Magnoliopsida, Solanales, Convolvulaceae. The record is from the annotation of a GenBank genome assembly.